Panicum hallii is the source of this 1060-nucleotide messenger RNA. RefSeq names its product zingipain-2-like. The record is from RefSeq and is a predicted model, not a curated record. Lineage: Eukaryota; Viridiplantae; Streptophyta; Magnoliopsida; Poales; Poaceae. Gene Ontology annotation, molecular function: cysteine-type endopeptidase activity. Bases 17 to 1060 code for a protein of 347 amino acids. Gene Ontology annotation, cellular component: lysosome. The transcript has 2 exons.
GUGAUCUGCAGCUACCAUGGCGUCCUACAUUGGCAGCAAGUCUCGCAGCACGGCAGCCUUGAUGCUGCUUCUUGUCAUAACCAUGAUGGGCCACAUCUUCGUCGAGGUCGAGGCCCGGAACCUGUUGGCUGGAAGCUACGGCGAGGAGGCCAUGAAGGAGAGGCACCACAAAUGGAUGGCGAAGCACGGCCGCGCCUACAGCGGCGAGGCAGAGAAGGGCCACCGGUUCCAGGUAUUCAAGGCCAAUGCCGCUUUUGUUGACAGAUCCAACGCUGCAGCUGGCAAGAAGUAUCACCUGGCGAUCAACGAGUUCGCCGACAUGACCAGCGACGAGUUCAUGGCCAUGUACACUGGCUUCAAGCCAGUGCCGACCGGGGUCAAGAAGAUGCCCGGUUUUAUCUACGGGAACGUUACACUGUCAUCAGAUGACCAGCAAACGGUUGACUGGAGACAGAAAGGUGCAGUCACCGGUGUCAAGAACCAGGGCCACUGUGGUUGUUGCUGGGCUUUCUCUGCGGUCGCUGCCUUGGAGGGCAUCCAUCAGAUCUCUACCGGCAACCUGGUCUCGCUGUCCGAGCAACAGGUGCUGGACUGCUCCACGGACGGGAACAACGGCUGCAACGGCGGUUUCAUGGACAACGCCUUCCAGUACAUCAUCGACAAUGGCGGCCUUACCACCGAGGACGCCUACCCUUACAACGCUGCACAGGGCAUGUGCCAGUCCGUCCAGCCGACGGUCACGAUCAGCGGCUACCAGGACGUGCCCAGCGAAGAUGAGGCAGCGCUCGCCGCAGCCGUUGCCAACCAGCCAGUUUCCGUGGCUAUCGACGCUCAUAACUUCCAGUUCUACAGUGGCGGUGUGUUGACCGGAGACAGCUGCGGCACGGACCUGAACCAUGCGGUGACGGCAAUAGGGUACGGCACGGCGGAGGAUGGGAGCCCGUAUUGGCUGCUCAAGAACCAGUGGGGGCAAAACUGGGGCGAGGGAGGAUACAUGAGGCUCGAGAGGGGCACCGGCGCCUGCGGUGUUGCUAAGAAAGCCUCCUACCCGGUGGCAUGA